CGGCCGAGUUGAGCCUCUGACGACAGGAUUGCAUUGCAGCCAUUGCAUUGUUUUGCAUUCUUUUUGUUUGGACGGCUACUUUGGCCACGACGACAGAGAAGGUUAUAAAUAAGUGAGCUUGUAUUUUGUACUGCGAUUUCUUCGCGACUCUGCGACUUUGCGACUGUGCGACUUCUGCGAUAGUUGGGCGGGUUGACGACCGACAGGCCGGCAGGCAGCAAGAAGUCAAUAUUAGCUUUCCACCCACCAAGGACGAUACAGCACUCUACGACUGAAUCAAUAAGGAGGGCAAAACAGAGAAACACUGCAUUUUAUUCGAGCGGACCAUUUCGAAGAAGGAAGGCCAUUGCAGCUGGAAAGUCAUUCCACUCAGGUCUCGAAUUGAACCAGAAUACCUACAUUCCCACAUACACGCAAAGGGCAAAACACCUGCCUGUACCCGGCACCGAGCUCUCACUCUGGCACACCGGCAGCCAGCACCCAAAUGCCAUAAUGUCGACCCAACGAAUCCUCUCCACCGGCUCCAUAACCGGAUUCCAUACUCGACCCAACGCCUCCUCACUCUUCCCCUCCUCUGAGAACGUCCUCGACUAUGGCAGCCACUACCUCUCCUCCUCCCCCUCUACAGCCAACCACCAGCCCUUUUGCGGCAACAGCGAAGGCUGGGGUCCGCUGAGCCCGCACAGAUAUGAUUUCACGCCGUGCUUUAUGGACGUGUGGGUUUCGAGCGUGGCGGUUUAUGGGAUUCUGUUUGGGUUGGUGGCCGUGUGGUGGUUGGUGAGGAGGAAGACGAGGGCGCAGGUGCUGAAGGAUUGGCAUUUUUGGGUUAAGCAGGUCCUUAUAAUUGCAAUUGGCAUCUGCGUAUCCCUCCAGCUACUUUUCCAAGUCCUCAAUUAUCCGGAUGUAUGGGCAGGAGACUUCCGGUUCUGGACAAGCAUAUUGACAAUUUUAUCUCUGGGCGUUAUAUUCACAAUUCAAUGGCUCGAGCACGAUAGGUUACGGAAUCCUAAUGGCGUUGUACUAUUCUACUGGCUCUUCCUCCUGAUCGCCUGGUCCGUCAAGCUACGGUCCCUCGUCUCCCAACAAGUCUACCACCAUCACCUACCAUAUUUCGUCGCAUACUGUGUCGGUUUCGGACUGUCCUGGGUCGAAUUCGCGCUGGAAUGGUUGGUUGAGAAGAAGACGAGCGACUACCAUGCCAUUGGAGAUGACGAGGAGUGUCCUGUUGAAUACGCCACUGUUUUCUCCAUCUUGACUUUCAGCUGGAUGACGCCUAUGAUGCGCUACGGUUACAAGAAAUUCCUUACUGAAGACGAUCUCUGGAAUCUGGCAAAACGAGACACCACGAAAGCAACUGGUACGGUAUUCCAGGAAGCAUGGGACUAUGAGCUCGAGCAUAAGAAGAACCCCAGUCUCUGGAUCGCCCUCUUCCAUUCCUUCUCCGGCCCGUACUUCAGAGGUUCGCUGUUCAAAACUGUCUCUGAUACCCUGGCUUUUAUCCAACCGCAAUUGCUGAGAUUGUUGAUCAAAUUCGUUGCCUCGUACAAGAAGAGCAAUCCAAAUCCACCGGAACCGCCCAUCAGAGGUGUAGCCAUCGCGCUCGCCAUGUUUGCCGUCUCAGUUGGUCAAACUAUGGCUUUACACCAGUAUUUCCAACGAGCUUUCGAGACAGGAAUGCGUAUCAAGACCGCUCUGACAGCAGCCAUCUAUGGCAAAUCAUUGAAACUGUCCAAUGAAGGUCGAGCCUCGAAAUCUACUGGUGAUAUCGUCAAUUAUAUGGCGGUUGAUACGCAGAGAUUGCAGGAUUUGACGCAGUAUGGCCAACAGCUUUGGAGUGCGCCGUAUCAGAUUAUUCUGUGUAUGGCUAGUUUGUAUCAACUUGUGGGAUUGAGCAUGCUGGCUGGUGUGGGCGCGAUGAUUCUUAUGAUUCCGAUUAAUGGGCUGAUUGCGAGGUUGAUGAAGACUUUGCAGAAGGAGCAGAUGAAGAAUAAGGAUCAAAGAACAAGACUCAUUGCCGAGAUCAUCAACAACAUGAAGAGUAUCAAACUGUAUGCUUGGGGCAGUGCUUUCAUGCAGAAACUCAACUAUGUACGAAACGACCUGGAGCUCAAGACCCUCAGAAAGAUUGGUGCUGCUCAAUCUGUGGCCAAUUUCACUUGGUCCACCACUCCUUUCCUGGUCUCUUGCUCGACUUUUACCGUCUUCGUCUUGACUCAAGAUACACCAUUGACCACCGACAUUGUGUUCCCAGCUUUGACGCUUUUCAACCUUCUUACUUUCCCUCUGGCAAUCUUACCUAUGGUCAUCACAUCCAUCAUCGAAGCUUCCGUUGCAAUUGGACGAUUGACUGCUUUCUUCACUGCCGAGGAACUUCAACCUGACGCCGUUAUCCUCAAAGGUCCCGUUGACGAGAAUGGCGAAGAGUCACUGAAGAUUCGCGAUGGGACGUUCUCUUGGGACAGACAUUCCGGGAAGAAUGCUUUGGAAGAUAUCAACUUCACUGCUUCCAAAGGCGAGCUUACCUGCAUCGUUGGAAGAGUUGGAGCUGGAAAGUCUUCCUUCUUACAGGCUCUCCUUGGAGAUUUGUGGAAGGUUCAAGGUACCGUCACUGUCCACGGACAGACCGCGUAUGUGGCUCAGCAAGCUUGGGUCAUGAAUGCCAGUGUCAAGGAGAACAUCUGCUUUGGCCACAAGUUCGAUCCUGUCUUCUACGAUAAGUGUAUCAAGGCUUGUGCAUUGACUGAGGAUUUUGCGCAGCUGCCUGAUGGUGACGAGACUGAAGUUGGGGAACGCGGAAUCUCACUUUCUGGAGGUCAGAAGGCUCGAUUGACUCUCGCGCGAGCUGUGUAUGCCAGAGCUGAUAUCUAUCUACUUGACGACUGUCUAUCAGCUGUUGAUCAACACGUUGGAAGACAUCUGAUUGAGAAUGUUUUGGGACCGAACGGAUUGCUCAGUGGAAAGACGAGAGUCUUAGCCACCAACUCCAUUCCCGUUUUGAUGGAGGCCGAUUUUAUUUGCCUCAUCAGAGAGGGAAGAAUCACUGAGCGUGGAACUUACAAUCAAGUCAUGGCCAUGAAGGGAGAUAUCGCAAACCUGAUCAAGACAAAUAGCAACAAUCAAGAUACUGAGUCAGAGACAACUUCCAGCACUUCUUCGACAAUCAUUGAUGUGGAACAAACAGACAAGGAUGAGAAGGAAGAUGAGAUCGAAGAGGCUCAAGAACGUUUGACUCAGCUUCAACCUAUCCGACCAGGAGGAGGCUCUGGAGUUAAGAAGAGGAAAGGAAGUGCGGGAACUCUGAGACGGGCAAGCACAGCAAGUUUCAAGGGUGCUCGGGGCAAAGUUCGAGAUGAAGAAGAGGGGCAUAAAGGCAAGAACAAGGAGUUCUUUGAGCAGGGGAGGGUCAAAUGGGACGUUUACGCCGAAUAUGCAAAGACGAGCAAUUUGUUUGCGGUAGCUAUCUAUGGUCUGAUGCUGGUAGGCGGACAAACAGCACAAGUCGCUGGAAAUGUUUGGCUGAAGAAAUGGGCCGACAUGAAUAGUGCCACAGGCAAGAAUCCAGACGUCGGCAAGUAUAUCGGGGUGUACUUUGCCUUCGGCAUUGGUGGUGCUCUACUUGUCGUUAUCCAAACCUUGAUCCUUUGGAUCUUCUGUUCUAUCGAGGCAUCACGGAAACUUCACGAGAGGAUGGCUUUUGCCAUUUUCAGGUCGCCGAUGAGCUUCUUCGAGACAACCCCGGCUGGGCGUAUUCUCAACAGAUUCUCAAGCGAUAUUUACCGGGUAGACGAAGUCCUUGCACGCACGUUUAAUAUGUUAUUCGUGAACAGUGCCCGCGCAAUAUUCACAUUGGCCGUUAUCUCCACGACUACCCCUGCGUUCAUUGCCCUCAUUAUUCCCUUGGCGGCAGUGUAUUACUGGGUUCAAAGAUACUACCUGAGAACCUCUCGGGAACUCAAGCGUCUUGACAGUGUCAGCCGAAGCCCUAUCUAUGCACAUUUCCAAGAGUCACUCGGUGGUAUCACGACCAUUCGGGCCUACAGACAACAACAACGUUUCGCCCAGGAGAACGAAUGGAGGGUGGACGCCAAUCUUCGUGCAUACUUCCCCUCAAUCAACGCGAACAGAUGGCUCGCUGUACGACUGGAAUUUCUUGGUUCCAUCAUUAUCCUCAGUGCAGCUGGCUUCGCCAUUAUCUCGGUGACCACAGGCGUUGAGAUCGAGGACGGUAUGGUCGGUCUUGCCAUGUCUUAUGCCCUGCAAAUUACACAAUCCCUGAACUGGAUUGUCCGUCAAACCGUCGAGGUAGAGACGAACAUCGUGUCGGUAGAACGUGUCCUCGAGUACGCACGCCUGCCAAGCGAAGCUCCCGAAGUCCUUCACCGACAUCGUCCUCCAAUCAGCUGGCCCGCGUCCGGCGCCGUGAACGUCAACAACUAUAGCACCAGAUACCGCGAGGGAUUGGACCUUGUACUCAAGAACAUCAACCUCGAUAUCAAGCCACAUGAAAAGAUAGGCGUUGUAGGUCGCACCGGGGCGGGGAAGUCCUCACUCACCCUGGCACUUUUCCGGAUCAUUGAGCCGAGUGAAGGCAAUAUCAGCAUCGAUGCAUUGAACACGUCAACCAUAGGGCUACUCGACUUGAGGCGCCGCUUAGCCAUCAUCCCACAGGAUGCGGCUCUGUUCGAAGGCACGAUCAGGGAUAAUCUGGACCCUGGCCAUGUCCACGACGAUACGGAACUGUGGAGCGUACUCGAACAUGCCCGCCUUAAGGAUCACGUCUCGAGCAUGAGUGGUGGAUUGGAAGCCAAGAUCCAGGAAGGCGGAUCCAACCUCUCCCAAGGCCAACGCCAACUCGUAUCCCUCGCUCGAGCCCUCCUCACCCCAUCCAACAUCCUCGUCCUCGACGAAGCCACCGCCGCCGUCGACGUCGAGACCGACGCCCUGCUGCAAACCACUCUCCGCUCCCCCUUGUUCAGCAAGCGCACUAUCAUCACGAUCGCGCACCGCAUUAAUACGAUCCUGGAUAGCGAUCGGAUUGUUGUGCUUGAGGCCGGGAGGGUCAAGGAGUUUGAUACGCCAGAGAGGCUGUUGGAGCAGAGGGGGGCGUUUUGGAGGUUGGUGAGGGAGGCGGGGUUGUUGGAGGGGAAUGGUGGGGGGAAUGGUGGUGGGAGAUGAAGUGGUAGGGGGUAGGAGUUGAAGUGAAAUGAAUUGGGGAGAUGGAUGUAGAUUGCAUGAUGGGGUGGGUGUGAGGAUGUGGAUGGAUGCUUGGUAGGAUAGAUAGAUGGUUAAAGAAGGGGUUUUUUGUAUGUAGAUUCCUAAACUUUCGCAGAUGCACAAAAAAUUGAGAAAAUUGAAAUAGUUCCUCUUUGUCCCAUGGUAUCUACCUGCCAACCUAGGGUGGCAGGUAUGGAUGUAAGAAAAUUGAUACUUUCUUCAUCUGUACUUAUACAAAGUGCCUAUCAAAAUACAGUUGAGUUACUGACUGAGUGGAAGCCAAGCCAAGCCAAGCGAAGCCAAGCCAAGCGAAGCCAAGCGAAGCCAAGCGAAGCCAAGCGAAGCCAAGCGAAGCGAUAAAAGCUGUGAACAGAAACGAGCCAGACUCUGGGGUACAGGUACAGGCGCAGUAUGGCGGCAGUUAUGGUCUUUGAUGUGAGAUCUUUUUUUUUUUCUUCGCGCCCCUUUUCAUGUGAACUGAGUAAGAGUUAUACAUUGAAAGGCAUAUUGUGACACUUGGUGUUUGGUGUAUCUUCUCUCCGUGGAGCUGUAAGCCUGUAAUGGUUUGAUUUGUGGGAGGUUGGGAUUUGGUAGUGAAUGCUGGGAAGGCUGGGGCUGGGCGCUUAGAGAUAGGGAGAGAGGUUGUUGCUGUUGCUGUUGGGGUUGGUGUUGCUGUGGGUGUUGCUGCUGGUGUGGUUAUGCUCCUGUUGGUGUUGGUGAUACUUCUGUUUUCUGUUUUCUGUUGGUGGAUGGACUCGGCUAAUUCUGUUGUGUGGUGUUGUGGUGUUGAUGGAUUGGAUGGGAUGCUGUGAUGUGGGAUGUUGGUGGAAGUGAUGUUCGUGAGUGUGUGCUAGGGUGUGUAUGUGGUCCCUGCCUUCCGCCUGCAGGAGGUCUGGAUGCUUGCAUGAGAUGUGGUAUCUGCCG
Molecule: messenger RNA, 6138 nt
Organism: Cadophora gregata
Lineage: Eukaryota; Fungi; Ascomycota; Leotiomycetes; Helotiales; Ploettnerulaceae
Exons: 14
Coding region: 493-5175 (1560 amino acids)
Biological process (GO): transmembrane transport
Cellular component (GO): membrane
Molecular function (GO): ABC-type transporter activity; ATP hydrolysis activity; ATP binding
Source: RefSeq, a predicted model, not a curated record